UCUACUGGAAUUUAUUUUGGAUAUAGCAGAGCACUGAAGAAAUUUAUGGUGAAGAUAAAAAGUAGCACACGACAAUAUACUGCUUAUUUUAGGGAAGACGACAUACCAUCAAAACAACGUUAUCUUAUACACCUAGCAGUAACUUGUUCAUUAACAGAAGAUACAGGCAUUCUUGGAUCAAUCACGAAUGGUUUAGGAAAUAUACAUGGCUUGACAGGAAGUCAUCUAGCAGACAGAAAGUUACAUCAUACAGGUUUAAAGAUUUAUAUUGAAGGUAAACUGUUCCUACAUGAGAGAAACUUUACUACCGAGAUAUUAACAAAUACACACACGAACGUUACCAUCGGUUGUAUUAACAAAGGGUAAGGAAUUACACCCACUCACCCUCUGUUUCAUUUAAUAUACUUGAUGAUUUUUAAAAAAACAAAAUUCAAAUAUUAUUUUGAUAUCAUGUUUUAUCAUUUUAAACUUCUUUGGAUAUUCACAGGGAGACAUGGUACCAUUUGCUGAAGAUGGACGAAUUGGGUGUUUGGAAUAGAGUGCUUUCUCCCUCAGAAGUAUUUAAUAUAGCGAUACCUAAUGAUAAAAUAGAUUAUCAACAACCGAUCAAUCAGUUGGAUAGCGAGUUAAUCAACACUAAAAACAAUCUGGAUACUGCUAAAUCAGUGGUGGAAUCACUAAAUGGAAUAUUCAAAACUAAAAUACUGAAUGAUGAGGAUGUGAGGGAAGUUGUCAGUCUUUGGUCUCGUCUAGCAGCUGCCCAGUAUACACCUCGGAUAGAGCGAAUGUCAGUAAUCGUUAAUACAACACCUAGUCCAGUUGAUGAAGACAACCUUGUACAGAGAGUUGGGGACACCGUAGAUAAGUUCCUUGGGGUAUCAAACCGUGAAGCCGUAGCAAAUCUAUCCAUUCAGGAACCCGAAGCUUUGCCCAACUUUGUUCAAGCAUUAGACAGUUUUCUUGGUAAAAUCUCUCGAUUUUCCUUGUCACCAGAUGCAAAUGGUACACUGACUACUACGCAGAUUCGCAAUACAAUUGAGAUCCGUGUAAAGGUUGAUACUAAUGCUGAAGAAGAAUAUACAUAUGAUGAUGGAAUCUCGGCGUUUCUAGAUACUCCACUGAAAAAUGCAUCAGGAGCAUUACUUGUCAAUGUUUUAUAUAAAGGUGUUGGUAGUCUAUUUCCCACAACACACAAUAUAACAUUACAAUAUAAUGCUACUCACAACAACAAUACAAGGAACAAUACCUAUUUAAAACUGGGAGACGAUAUAUUAGGAAUGUCUGUAUAUGAUAAUGAAUCUUAUCCUCCUGCUUCAAUAAUAUAUAGAUUUAAACUACCUCAAGUACCUGGAGCAGAAGUUUACCCUCACUGUGUUUUCCUGAAGUUUAAUAACAGCUCUAAAAGCGAGCAGUACAGCCCUGUUUGGUCUGAUGUUGGGUGUGUUUUACUUCAAGUUGCUACCAAUUCUGUUACUUGCUCUUGUGGACAUCUUACAAACUUUGCUGUUCUCAUGCAAGUUGUUCCUUUUGAGAUAAGUGAAUCUGAUUUGCAAGCUCUAGAAGUCAUUACAUACAUAGGAUGUUCUUUAUCUAUCGUUGGUGCCACCUUAACCAUUUUAACAUUCAUAUUACUCAGGAUCUAUACAGAUAGAGUGAUGAUCCAUUUAAAUCUGGCAAUAGCUAUUAUCGCUGCUCAGAUUAUAUUUUUAAUAGAAGAAUCGAUUCCACGAGCUACGUCAGCUUGUACGGCCGUAACAGUUUUAUUGUAUUAUUUUAAUAUGGCUAUAUUUUGUUGGAUGCUGGUUGAAGGGACACAACUCUUCCUACAAAUUGUGAUCGUGUUUUCGUCGGAUAGCAAAAUGAAAAUUUUCUAUGGCAUUGGAUGGGGUGUUCCAUUUGUAUUGUCAUGCAUUUCAAUAGCUGUUCUUAAUUCUUCAAUCGGACAAAAUGGAGUGUGCUGGCUGUCGGCUUCUGAUAAUUCUAUUUGGGCCUUUGCUGUUCCUGCUAUUUUUGUCAUUUCGACGAAUCUUAUUAUUCUGACAGCUGUGAUGAAGGUUGUGAUAAAUCUUAGUAAGACAAUGGAAAAGUCGAAGACUGCAAGUAUCAAGAAUGCCGUGAAAGCGUCUGUGUUUUUGUUACCAUUGCUGGGAACGACUUGGUUGUUUGGUGUAAUGGCGAUCUCUGGUUCCACUGUGGUAUUUCAGUAUAUAUUUGCUCUUACUAAUUCUCUACAGGGUUUCAUGCUUUUCAUCUGCCACUGUGUCUGUAAUAGCGAGGUGCGAGAAUGUUUCAUGAGAAGAAAAUCAACGUGGGAUCUGGGACGGCAGAUUAGAAUUGAGCCCAUUUCGUAUGUUCCUAAAAUGGCCGAGUCGUUUAGAACGGUCCCCGAUCCAGAUCCAGAUGCUAUGUCACGUGCUGGUACGGAAUCACCGUCUACUGACAGUUCGGCGAUGGGUUCUCUCCCUGGAAGCGCUAAAUCUGGUUUCCGCAGACGUUAGAAGCGUUGAUAUAAUAGUUAAAGUGUCUUCAUGGCAAUAUUACUCGCCAAAACAUAAAUCUUAUAAAUUCGAUGUUAAAUACAAAAGUACAACACAAAUUUUUAGCGUCGGGUGUUCUAGAAGGAGUAAGCAUAGCCUGCAUUUUAUACGAUGCACAAAGCUAGCCAGUAAGACAGUUUCUACUUCGAUUUAAUAAGUGCUGGCGGUGCCUUGAUUAUCAUUGUGU
Patella vulgata (common limpet) is the source of this 2724-nucleotide messenger RNA. Its product is annotated as adhesion G-protein coupled receptor D1. Gene Ontology annotation, biological process: cell surface receptor signaling pathway; adenylate cyclase-activating G protein-coupled receptor signaling pathway. The transcript is spliced from 18 exons. Gene Ontology annotation, molecular function: G protein-coupled receptor activity. Bases 513 to 2498 code for a protein of 661 amino acids. Gene Ontology annotation, cellular component: membrane. Lineage: Eukaryota; Metazoa; Mollusca; Gastropoda; Patellidae. The record is from RefSeq and is a predicted model, not a curated record.